Messenger RNA from Colletotrichum spaethianum, 2178 nucleotides. Its product is annotated as putative glucan endo-1,3-beta-glucosidase eglC. Gene Ontology annotation, biological process: cell wall organization. Gene Ontology annotation, cellular component: fungal-type cell wall; extracellular region; cell surface. The transcript has a single exon. The record is from RefSeq and is a predicted model, not a curated record. Gene Ontology annotation, molecular function: glucan endo-1,3-beta-D-glucosidase activity; 1,3-beta-glucanosyltransferase activity. NCBI's taxonomy places the organism in Eukaryota, Fungi, Ascomycota, Sordariomycetes, Glomerellales, Glomerellaceae. The coding region runs from base 1 to 2178 and encodes 725 amino acids.
AUGCCUCGAUACGACUUCGACGACGGCAACGCCGAGCGUGAGCCUCUGGACCAUUCUUAUCGGUCGCAUACACCCAACCCUCCUGAACAUUAUCAGGACCAUCAGUACCAUAAUGGCUCGCCUCAAGCCUACUACCCCGAACAGGACGUGCGAUUGCAACCGUAUCCCGAUGACCCAAACUUCAGUCGCAUGAGAGCCGAGCGGAGGAACAACCGCCAGGGCCCACCACCAGCUGCUGUGGGAGCUGUCGGAGGUGCUGCUGCUGCUGGCUACGGCGCUCACCAGGCUGUUUCACCCAUUGAACCCAGUCCGCAGGUCCCGCCUCACCGUGAAUGGGGUUCCGACCCCUACGCUCCGCAACAGAGCAAUCUCAAUCCCAACAUCACCCCCGGCGCAGACAACUUCAGUGACACGGCAUCGGGAGGCAUGGCCGGCAUCGCCUAUACGGUCGCUGAGCGCAACGCGAGAGAGAGCGGGGUCGAGGCUAUGAGAAACGUCGGCCAGGUGCCACCUCAAGCACGAGGACAGUUGCCGCAGCCCAACGCUCCGCCACAGGCGUACAGCCAACCACGGGGGGACGCCUAUGAAAUGACCGACGCUCCGCGCCCAUACCAAAACAGUCUCCCGGACCGCGACUCUCACUCGAGUUUGACCGCCCUCGGAGGUGCGGCCGCGUCUCCGGCCAGGCUAUCGCCGGCCCCAAGCCCCUACGGCUACAACGACUAUUACAACGAUAACCCGUACUACCAGAGACACCCCGGCCACCUCGGUGUUGUAGACCCCAACUCCAUUGCAGACGACGGCGAUGACGGUUUGGAAUAUGGGAAGAGCAGGAGCGGGCGAAACUCGAUGCUCAGCCUCUCCAACAGCGAUCGUACAGGUAGAAGCAAGGCUGGCGCAGCGGCGGCAGGAGGUGCCGCUGCCGGCCUCAUGGCAAACCGAGAUGUCAGUGGAUACUACGACCCUAAAGACCCAAACACGGGCUACCAAAACGGUAGUGCCAUCGAUCUUGGAGGCCAAGAAAAGUCUGAAUGGAUCAGAAGCCAAAACAAGGGACGAAGGAAGUGGAAGAUCUGCAUCAUUAUUGGCGUCGUCCUCAUCAUUGCUGGUGCCAUCGUUGGUGGUACUGUGGGUGGCUUAGUUACGAGGAAUAGCCGUGACGGCAGCUCAAGCCAACAAGGUCAAUCAGCGAACGACGACAAGAACUCAAACGGCGACCUGGACAUCAACAGCUCAGAGAUCAAGGCACUCAUGAACAACAAGGAACUUCACAAGGUGUUUCCCGGAAUGGACUACACGCCUCUCAACACUCAGUAUCCCGAUUGCCUUCACGACCCGCCGUCGCAGAACAACGUCACGCGCGAUGUCGCGGUGCUCAGCCAGCUCACCAAUACGAUUCGUCUGUACGGAACGGACUGCAACCAGACUCAGAUGCUUAUCCACUCAAUUAAGCAACUGAAAAUGGAGGACACGGUUAAGAUCUGGAUGGGUGUUUGGCAGGACGGUAAUAAGACGACAAACGCGCGACAACUUGAGCAGAUGUGGGACAUUCUCGACGAGUAUGGCGACAAGUAUUUUGAGGGCGUCAUCGUUGCCAACGAGAUCUUGUUUCGAGAGGAGAUGACUGAGGCAGCACUGGGGACCCUACUUGCUGAGGUGCGGACGAAUUUGACCAGUAAGGGGAUGAGCUUGCCGGUCGCCACAUCUGAUCUCGGCGACGAUUGGACGCCUUCGCUCGCAGCGAAGAGCGACUACAUCAUGGCCAACAUCCACCCCUUCUUCUCCGGAACCAACGCCAAGGACGCGGCCAUGUGGACGUAUGCUUUCUGGGAGAAUCAAGCCGGCAGCUUCUUCAAGACCGACAAGAAGAAGAACAUCAUUGCCGAGGUCGGCUGGCCUACCAAGGGCGGCACGAAUUGCGGUACCACCGCGGUCACCGACUGUCCCAACGCCUCGGUUGCUGGUAUCGACGAGCUAAACACCUUACUAGAAGGGUGGGUGUGCCCCGCCCUGGCCAACGGCACAAAUUACUUCUGGUUCUCGGCCUUCGACGAGCCAUGGAAGAUCAAGUUCAACGAGAAGGGCAAAGAAUGGGAGGAUCAGUGGGGCCUGAUGGACGUUGACCGCAAUGUCAAGUCCGGCGUCAAAAUUCCGGACUGUGGUGGCAAGACCAUCUAA